Messenger RNA from Ylistrum balloti, 3993 nucleotides. RefSeq lists its product as uncharacterized. The coding region runs from base 1 to 3993 and encodes 1330 amino acids. The transcript is spliced from 16 exons. Gene Ontology annotation, molecular function: ATP binding; protein tyrosine kinase activity. The record is from RefSeq and is a predicted model, not a curated record. Gene Ontology annotation, biological process: protein phosphorylation. NCBI's taxonomy places the organism in Eukaryota, Metazoa, Mollusca, Bivalvia, Pectinida, Pectinidae.
AUGACUGAUCCGUGUGGUGCCCCGCCUCUCCCAUGGCGUCCUGUCCACCAACAACCGUCAAAUUCCUUUAACAUUUAUGAAGACGAGGAGGAUGAAAUAUACACGUAUUUGCCAGAGGAAGAGAUUUUUCACAAAUUCUUAAAGAUAAAUGAAAAGACAGAGGAGGAUGGAACAGAGUCUGGGAUUUAUGCUUCAGAGGAUUUCUGCAAAUCACAAUCGGUUGACGAUAAAGAUCUAAACGAAAUAAUACGAUGUAUCAAUACAGCAGAUUCAGGAAUUGCUUCAAAAAUGAUUACACACGUGCACAUGCGCAUCAUCCCUACUGCUGUCUCACAGUCAGAUCUGGAAACGUUAGCGUUACUGAUGGACUGCGAUCACAAAGCCAUAGAAAGAAGAGUAGCGAGAGUGAUGACAGAAGUGUUGUUUGAAACGGAUAUAAGAAGUCACAAUUAUGUCAAACUAUUGUCAUGUUUAAAUGCACUGUUUUCUGUCCUUCAGAAACGUUCGAUGUCACCUGAGUCGAUGAUAGGUAUACAACCAAUUGUGAUUCUCGUCUUACUAGUCUUGUAUCAUCAGUCACUGAAUCAUCCAGACAGGACGAACAUAGCAGACACGACAAUAGAGAGGCUUCCGAACUAUAUAGACAUAGUGGAGAAAAUUAGCGCAAUUGAUUCAGAGCCGUACUUGUCGGGCCUUCGGCAGUCUGUACAGAUGAUAUUAAAAAGUUUUCAAGAGGUUUUGAUGAAAAAGAAAACGAGUCGCCUUCAGGUGGGUAAUAUCAAUGAAGAACUACGCGAUGACAGACACCGGGAACGUUUAUCUAGAGACUUCGGGAAAAUGUCUAUGCUGGAACACUACUCGCUGAUUUUCGGGGUCAUAGUUCAGAUAAGUACGUUCCCCGUCACUAUGGAAGCGCUAGCCUUUGUACGCGAAUGCCUAGCUUCUGUCCUAAAUUACUACAACAAGAAGUCGAGGACAGAGAAACAUGUUUAUGCUCUUCUCCUCUUUACGACAAGGGCGAUAAUCAAUACUCUGGAGAAACGACACUCCAAACAUUCGACAAGAUGUUCUCCACAAUUGUGUGAAAUUCUCCAAAUGAUUACAACCAGCCCGAAGAUAAAAAAAGAAGUCCGACGCAUCUUACAAGAAGAGGUGUCCAUUCUUCUAUUCCACGAAAAAGGAACAGUUGUUCAGAAGGUGUCUGCAAUGUUGGAGAAAAGAAGUUCAGUGGUGACCGAGGCACUAUUUAGAUACUUGACGAGAACUAUGGAAUCUUUGAGUUUUUCGUCUCAUUCAAAAGCGUUUGAGAACAGCUAUUUAAGUUGGCAAGGUAUACAUGGCACUAUUGUAGGGCAUAUCCACGUCACAACAGAAAUUUUUCUGCCUUCACUGGAUUCUUUGAUCAAUGGAUCAUUUGAUAUAGACACCUACCGUCAAAGUGCGGCGAAAGUAUCACAAACUGCCGAACACUACAACACCCUGAAAGUGUUGAGAAAACUAUCAGCUCGUGAACCAAACAAUCAUAUCAAACGUCUGUUUGCAUUUCAAACAGAACCAAUACCAUUGUUUUACAUGACAGAAACACUACCCGAGACUACUCUUAGUUCUCACCUUAUUUCACACAGAAAAGACAGAAAUUGGAUCUCAGACAAAACACUUGGACUGAUGAGUUUAGGGGCUGUGAAAGCAUUACGAUUUCUCCACGACGUUGGCAUGAUUCAUCGAAACAUCAUAGCCGACAGUUUCAGAUGUCGCGGUCAAACUGUAGUUCUAUCUGAUUUCAAGAUUGUUAAGAAUAUUUCGAUGGAAUCCGAAGGAUCGGAGCAACAUGCAAUACAAGUGAUGGCCGAAAUUCCCAUCCGUUGGUCUCCAUAUGAAUCUCUGUGCGAGGACGAGUUCAGUCGUGCCUCAGAUGUGUGGAUGUUUGGACAGUUGUUGUUUGAGAUUUUUACUCACGGAUGUCAUCCGUACACUGACAUUUACGGGUACGACUUGGAGGACGUCAUGGAUAUGGUUUUGUUCCAUGGUCUCAAACCGAAGUGGUGGCAAUGCACCCCACGUGCAGUACAAACAAUCAUUGAUAAAUGUGUACAAGCGUCACCACAUGAGAGGAUAAGUCUUCGAGAUGCGGAGGAUGCUAUAGCAAAAUGGCUCGAAACAACGAAAAGCAACGCAAGUCACAGUGGAAACAUCACAUUCUCCAACAGAGGAAACCUUUACCCUGAGCUUAACCAGUUACAACAGGAUAAGCCGGAAAGGGGGAUAUCGGUGAAGCUGAAACAGCUGAAAAGCUUAGAUGGCAACGUCAAAGAUUUGUAUUAUAACACAUUAAGGAAGAGAAAGGUUCAAACGAACACUCUCCGGAUUACAGAGCAGGAUCUCACUGCUCCUGACCAUCCACAGAUACGGCUACAGGGAACUUCCCUACAUGUAGAAGAACCAGUUACACAGAGGUUUAUAAAUGGACCACUAGACCAAAUGAAAUCUGAGUAUGACUUCGCUAUAGAACAGCACAUAAUCAACUUCCCUCCACAGAAAAGAUCACGAGAAUGUACAGUAGAGAAUGGUUUCACACAUACGCUGCUUUACCGAUGUACCCAAGGGAAAUGCUUACUGGAUAUCGCUGCUGAAAAUUUGCUGGGUGACCCAGCAGACCCAGCAAACGAGGUAGCGUACGCCAACCUAAUAAAGGAGGGCGUCAGAUUUGUGUCUGUCAUGCACGCAAAGAAAUGGGUCCUCAGAGACAUAUGUUGUUCCACUUUGUAUAGAUCUAAAGGAGAAGGCAAGAUAUUCAUGCCACGGAUAGGACGAUUUCUGAAAUGUCAGAACACCCUUGGUUGUGUCACAGACACGUUAACAAACACCGAUGAUCGAAGAAACUGGAUGCCGAUAGAGGUUCUACAACAUAAGACAUAUUCCAUGGCAAGCGAUGUGUACAUGUUAGCUAUGACUAUCUACGAGUUCUACGAAACCGCCUCCAUAAGAAAGAGCAACCCAUUAGCCAAUCAUCUAGAGGCUGUGCCAUUUGCAACGUUAGCUCCGGAAAAGCUCCUAGAUAGCUUGUACAAAGAUGAAAUACCCAGACAACCUCUAGUAUGCCCUGAGUGGAUGUACAACUUACUGAAAAUGUGCUGGAAUAGAGACCCUACGAGGAGACUUAGUGCUCACACACUUCUGGAGGAUAUAGAAUCCAUGAUACUUGAACUUUCGGAUGACGUUUCUGUAAUUUCCUGUGGUAACACUUCAUUUGGAACAAACAGUGCCCGAAGCACGUAUAUAACGAUAGCCCAAGUACCAAUACCAGAACUCCCACCAGAGCCGCAGCAGACAUACGGCUUGGUAGAUCAAAUACCACCCGAAGAAGAAACACCGACAAGAACACUAGUUCAAGCAAGUGAAAGCACAGAUGGAUAUUUGCAGGCCGUGUACAGUGAUUCAACGAACACUGAAAGAGACUUCUCAGCUCCACACAAAGAAACCACACUGAGGCACGGCCCUUCAGGGGCAAACGAUUGUGAACGAGCAUUAAAUGACAAUAUUCCCAAGGAAUUACAGUAUGUAGAUGAAUCCGGCACCUUACAGCUUGAUAUAGUUCCACAUCAAAGACUGCUUGCUCUGACACAAUUUCGAAAAGAUUGCCGGAACCACAGUUCAGAAAUACCUUCUGCGGAAUAUAGCGACACAACAAACAGUGAUAUCACUCAAACCCACGACAUACUCACAAAUCCGGGGCCAACAAACAGUUUCUCUUCUUCCCACGACUCUGAUAAUACAUCUUUUUCAUUUUCUGACGAUGACUCUUUAAAAAUAAUACAUUUAAACAUUCGUAGUGUUAGAAACAAACAAGAUUUUCUUGAGAGUUUCACUGAUGAUAUAGAUAUCUUGUGUCUAACAGAAACGUGUCCCGAUUCUUUCAUUCCUGAUUCUGACCUUCUUACAAACUUCCAAUUAUAUUUAGAAAAGACUGGAAUGCUUUUGGUGGUGGUGUUAUGA